Messenger RNA from Octopus sinensis (East Asian common octopus), 1073 nucleotides. Its product is annotated as cilia- and flagella-associated protein 298. Gene Ontology annotation, biological process: regulation of cilium movement. The transcript has 8 exons. The record is from RefSeq and is a predicted model, not a curated record. Bases 145 to 1008 code for a protein of 287 amino acids. Lineage: Eukaryota; Metazoa; Mollusca; Cephalopoda; Octopoda; Octopodidae.
GAAGUGUUAUUAUAUUCAGUGCGGACCUAUUCUAGUUGCUAUGACAACAGACAGCGCUGCGACGUUUUAUGGCAAACUGUCGUGUCCUGACAGGUUUUCUAGCCACAAGGAAAUAUACCAGGAUUUCUCUUCGGUCAGCUGAAAAUGGUGAAAAUUACUGUUAAAAGGAAUGACGAACCGCAGUUUCUGCAUGAAACCACUGGUGACACUUCAAUUGAUGUCCUCAUUACGAAUAUAACCACUAUCUAUAAUGGCAGGUUGAAAAUUGAGCGGAUAUGUUUAGAGUUAGGAGAGCUGGCCAAGCAUGGAACCUCCCUGCCUAUCAACAUGCAAGGCCUUACAGAUGAGCAAAUUACAGAAUUAAAACUGAUAGAUGAAUGGGCUGAGAAGUGCAGGCCCAGUGGUGGAGAUGCCUUCAACAAGGACACAAUGGGACGACGCAAUGGAAUUGCACCCAAUGAACAUAUGGCUGGAGUUUUAAAUAAAAGUUCAAAAGAAGCAAAAGAUAUGAUUUCCAAAAAAAAGAUACAGGCUGACAUUUGCGUUGAUCAGAAAACAGUGAAAGAUGCCCUGGACAUCCUCCGUGGGGCUGUUAUGAUUGUCUACCCUAUGGGGUUACCUCCGCAUGACCCUAUCAGAAUGGAACUGGAAAAUAAAGAGCAACUUGAUGGCACCCAGGCUUCUCUGGAAGUCAUUCCAGUUGAAAAUGCUGACCUCUGGUGGGCAGGUAAGCAGUUGCUACGUGGUAAAAAGCUGAAGGAUUAUAUCGGCAAUAACGAGAAGACGAAAAUUAUUGCCAAAUUACAAAAGCUUGGACAAGGUGCCCCAGGUCGUGAACCUGUGGUCAGUGAGCAGGAACAAAAGGAGAUGAUGGCCUAUUAUUACAGAAAGCAAGAAGCAGCAAAGAAAUUAGCAGCAGAUGAUGAAGAUUCUUUUUUAAAUUCUGAAUGGGCUGACAAUCAAAUGCUGAAGAAGAAAUUUCAGGGCCUGACCAACAUCAGGUAUUAGGCUGUGGGAAGAAGUUGUAAAGUUGUAAAUUAUAUCACUGAAUAAACUUUAUAUUUUCAUUUGUA